Messenger RNA from Diprion similis, 3190 nucleotides. It is a transcript of the gene sog, whose product is annotated as dorsal-ventral patterning protein Sog. The record is from RefSeq and is a predicted model, not a curated record. Gene Ontology annotation, biological process: multicellular organism development. NCBI's taxonomy places the organism in Eukaryota, Metazoa, Arthropoda, Insecta, Hymenoptera, Diprionidae. The transcript has 8 exons. The coding region runs from base 121 to 2985 and encodes 954 amino acids. Gene Ontology annotation, molecular function: protein binding.
ACUCUUAAACUCUUUACAAUAAUAAACACUUCCGAUACUGAUCGUCAGUGCGUGAUUGUGCGCGCGUGUUUGUGAUAUCUUAUAUUGUUCGAAAGUGAUAUUUGAACAACUUCCUCGAAGAUGAUGCAUCGCCUUAUUCUCGCCCUCGCGGCGCUUCUGGUGUUGCUGAUGAUCGGUGAGGCGCGUCGCGUCGCUCCGCUACUCGAAGACGACUUGGCCAGGAGACCGCAUAGACCGGCAGAAUGUAUGUUUGGCAAACAGAUUCGCGAGCUGGGAUCCACGUGGUACGCAGAUCUCGGUCCACCGUUCGGCGUGAUGUACUGCAUCAAAUGCGAAUGCAUACCGGUGCAGAAGAAACGUCGCAUCGUUGCCAGGGUUCAGUGCAGAAAUAUCAAGAACGAAUGCCCAAAACCAACAUGCGAAGAACCCGUUCUUUUACCGGGUCGAUGCUGCAAAACGUGUCCCGGUGACUACAGCCCGGAUAUUGCUCACGAUGUUCCUCCGCAGAUUAACCCCGAAGAAGAAGAACGCAGUCUCAAACAUUUCGCGACCCUCCUUACCGGAAAAACGUCGCUACCACUGCGCCGGGAUGACCUGACGCCAUCGUCGGCGUUGAACGACGCCUACAACUACGUAGCAACGGGUCGUUUCAGUUUCCACCGUAAAAACCUCUACUACUCGUUCUACCUGAGCAGUUCAACACCGCGUCCACGGAGCCUCCAGUUCGUCGACAUGUCGGGCAGCAUCCUCGAGGAGCAAACGAUAAACCCGAUCGGCGGUGUGUACCAAAACGCGACGGGUAAGCUCUGCGGCGUGUGGCGAAGGGUGCCUCGGGACUACCGGAAGCUUCUACGGGAGGAGCGUCUCCACGUCGCGCUGAUCUGGGGACCGUCGGCGACGUUGACCGGGCAGCUGUCCCGAUACCGAUCGCUGGCUACGGAGCAGUUCUCAGCUCUCCUGGAGCCCACGACGGGCGCUGAUCGGUCGCUGAUGUCGGGGGCGGGAGCGACGGCGAUAGUCUCUGCGUCGACGGCGUCGGCGCCGUCGGUCCACGUGCUGCUGAUAUUCAACGGGAUGUUUUUCCCGAGCGAGAUAUCCGACGUCCCGAUAACCGUGCAGCUCGAGCACCUAGAGAAACGCUACGUGAUACUCCGCGAGGACAUAAUCGUGGGGAAGCCGUCGAUCGAGAGGAACAUCGGCGAGGUACGAAGCGCCUUAUCGGGUGCCGAUCUGCGGCUUCUGGCUCGCGGGAAACUCGGCAUCACCGUUUCCUCCAGGUCCGAUCCCCAGGCGUUGAGCCUCCACGGCGCCGUCGGUCCCCGGGCGACCUGCGACCUCUAUCAGACCCUCCUCUCCAGCGAGGCUCCCUCCUCAGCUUCGGGCCUCGCCUGGGCCUUUCUGGAUCGCGGUGGCGCCCUGAGGUACGGAGUGCAGCUCGUCGGCCUCGAGGACGAGAGUCCGAUACUGACGCUCGUCGACGAGGGUGGAAAACGGCGAACUGAACUCGAGGAUCUGACGCCCGCCCUCCUUUCCGGUCUCGCUAACGGCUCCAUCGACCGACCAGGACCUCGACUUCUAGAGCCUCUCUUCUCCGGCGAACUCGGCGUCGUCGCAGCUUCUCACCUCGGCUCCGUCCUCCGCGGACGACUUUUCCAAAAGCCCGUUGCCGAUGCUCGCGAUACCUCUGCGCCGAUCCUUCUCCGACGUACGGACCCGGAGCCCGUCGCUUCGGGGAUGGCGGGUCUCGUUUGGGCGAGCGUGGACCUUGACUGUACACUUCACUAUGAGCUGGAGAUAACAGGACUCGCCGACGGUGAACGGACGCUGCAACUUCACCUCGAGACGAUGCCGCUUAUCGCUCAGGGCGCCCCCGUAGCUCGACGACUCCUCGAGGAGUUCACCGGCCCGGUUCUCGAGGGUUCGGUCACCGGACUGUCGCCCGUUGAACUCUACCGCAUUGAGUCCGGCAUCAGCUACCUCGAGGUUAGGGACAAGGCCCUCGGUGCCGUACUCAAGGCCCCUUUCAGGACUCGAACACCCCUCAGCUGCCUGCCGCACUACGCCGAUAACGACGUCGCUUCCGUCGUUGCCUAUAAUAUGCAGCCGCCCAGGGCUGACGUUGAGAACAGCGCGUGCUUCCACGAGACCAGGUUCUACGAGGAGGGCACUCAGUGGACCGCCAAGUCCGACGUCUGCACCAUGUGCCAUUGUCAUCGUGGACUCACUUCCUGUGACACUGUACCUUGUCCUGUCACUCCAUGCGCUAAUGGACAAGUUAUGAAGACCAUGCCUGGACAUUGCUGCCCUGUUUGCACGACUGUGUCGAACCUGAAUGAGACGCAGAGCAAUGCAACGACGACGACGACACCAGGAUCCCGAGGGUGCAUGUUGGCCGGUCAAUAUCACCUCGCUGGUGCCGCUUGGCAUCCCUACGUACCUCCGGCUGGUUUUGACACCUGUGCCGUCUGCACCUGCGACGUUGUCACCUUGGAGGUUAAGUGUCCACGUGUGCAGUGUCCGCCCUUGGACUGUGAUGAGAAGAUGGCUUUCAGGCCCGAUAAGAAGGCCUGCUGCAGACUGUGUCCGCCUGCUUCGAAGAGCGUUGCGACGCCUUCCACGGGAGAUAUGCUUCCUCGUGAUCAGGCGACGGUUUCGACCCGGCGGACCGCCGAGGAAAUACUCGCAGGUGGUGGAUGCAAGUAUCCCGUUGGCGGCCCCUUUGAAAACGGCAAGGAGUGGCAUCCUCGUAUUCAUUCUCACGGCGAGAUGAAGUGCGUGAAAUGCAAGUGCAAGGAUGGUGAAGUUAAAUGCGAUAGAAAACGGUGUCCCAGGGCUUUGUGCAACACAAUUGCCCGUCAAAAAAAACAGGGCUCUCAAGUGUCGGACAUCGACGACUGUUGCUCGGUGCAAUGCAGACGGGCGCGUCGUCAUCAUCGUCUUCAUCAUCACCAGAAGCGGACGUCCCGACGCGAACUGAGGAGCUGAGCUGGGCGCAAUAUUUGCGGCAUCGCCAGAGCCCCUAGAAAAACGCGUCUCUAUGCUUCGGCGAUUUUUCUGGUUCCGCGGGGACUCUAGUCGAAGAAACCUCGUCGCCUCGUUCUGCUGUUCGCGAUGGCAAUAGAAUUCUAUAUCCCCCGCCCUCCUAACCCCCUCCAUUUUUUACUCAGGGUUAGUUGCUGCACCUACCCAC